AUGGCAGCCUCGGCUAAACUUGCCUACAACGCGUACCCUCAACGAACCUCCAACAACACGCGCCCGCACCCCAUCUCCACACCAAACUCACAACCUCACCGUGUCGCUAUCCCGAACAGUGUCCCACUGAAAAAGAUGCCCUACAACAACACGCCAAUAGCACCGGCCAAAGAGAUUACCGGCCAUGUCUCUCUUCCACGUAAGCCUCCAUCUUUCUGCUUGUCCUGCCAUUUCCAAGUCACAUGCAUGCUCUCCAUGAGCCUCAACCACCCCUUCUCCCAGCACCACCCUCUCCAACCCCCUACUAACCCCCGCCUCACAGUCGCCCGCGUCCAAAAAAUCAUCACCGCCGACCCCGCCCACCUCACCGUCUCCAAAAACGCCUCCUUCGCCAUUGCCCUAGCCACCGAAAUGUUCAUCCAACACCUCGCAACCACCACCCACAACGUCGUCAAAGCAGAGCGCAAACCCCGUCGAAACAUCCAGUACCGCGACGUUAGCAGCGCAGUCAGCAAAACAGAUAACCUCGAGUUCCUCGUCGACGUCGUGCCCAAGACGACAACCUGGGGCGCCGUGAAGCGCGGCGGCGACGCAGCGCGCAAAGGCCGUGCAGAUGGAGGCAGCAACCGGGCUGGGAAAAGGGGUGCGGGGCUCGCGGAGGCAGAAAAUGGAGAGGGAGAGGACGAUGCAAAUGUGCUACCGAGCAGGGAGAAUCAAACGCUCGAACAACGAAUCGACCAGCACACGUCUGCAUCUGCCUCUGCAUCUGCCGCACUCACAAACGGACAUAAAUCCGACGACGCAAUGGACAUUGACACCCACACCUCCCAUGACCACCACCGUCCCCAAUCCCAACCCCAACCCCACCACCAAAACCCCCCAAUCGACCAGGACGAAACAGAUACAGAAGACGACCCAGCAGCCAUGCAACUCGAAAUGGAAAUGCGCGGACCCCCGCAGCAAAACCAUGUCGUGCAGCCCACGACGCAACAGCCCCAGACACAGACGCACAAUGUCAGAAGGACGUCGGGUUUUACAGCGAUCAACGGGGUGAAGUAG
This is a messenger RNA of Plenodomus lingam JN3, 1059 nucleotides long. The record is from RefSeq and is a predicted model, not a curated record. Lineage: Eukaryota; Fungi; Ascomycota; Dothideomycetes; Pleosporales; Leptosphaeriaceae.